This is a messenger RNA of Cynara cardunculus var. scolymus (artichoke), 3150 nucleotides long. Its product is annotated as phosphoenolpyruvate carboxylase 1. The record is from RefSeq and is a predicted model, not a curated record. Gene Ontology annotation, biological process: tricarboxylic acid cycle; leaf development; carbon fixation. Gene Ontology annotation, cellular component: cytosol; chloroplast; apoplast. Bases 25 to 2922 code for a protein of 965 amino acids. NCBI's taxonomy places the organism in Eukaryota, Viridiplantae, Streptophyta, Magnoliopsida, Asterales, Asteraceae. The transcript is spliced from 10 exons. Gene Ontology annotation, molecular function: phosphoenolpyruvate carboxylase activity.
GACUUGGGGGGGAAGAUUAAACAAAUGGCUAAUCGAAAUCUGGAGAAAUUGGCAUCUAUUGAUGCUCAGUUGAGGCUUUUAGUUCCUGGAAAAGUUUCUGAGGAUGAUAAGCUUAUUGAGUAUGAUGCUUUGCUUUUGGAUAAGUUUCUUGAUAUCCUUCAAGAUUUACAUGGGGAGGAUCUCAAAGAAACGGUUCAAGAAUGUUAUGAGCUUUCUGCUGAGUAUGAAGGAAAGCGCGAUCCGAAAAAGCUGGAGGAGCUUGGAAGUGUGUUAACAAGUUUAGAUCCAGGGGACUCCAUUGUUAUUGCGAAAGCUUUUUCUCACAUGCUUAAUUUGGCCAAUCUGGCUGAAGAGGUUCAGAUUGCUUACCGUCGUAGGAUUAAACUGAAGAAAGGUGAUUUUGCUGAUGAAGCCAAUGCAACAACUGAAUCUGAUAUCGAAGAAACUCUCAAGAAACUUGUGCAUCAACUUGGGAAGUCCCCUGAAGAAGUUUUUGAUGCACUCAAGAAUCAAACAGUUGAUUUGGUCUUGACUGCUCAUCCAACUCAAUCUGUCCGAAGAUCUUUGCUUCAAAAGCAUGGAAGGAUUCGUGACUGUUUGGCUCAGUUGUAUACCAAGGAUAUCACUCCUGAUGAUAAACAGGAACUAGAUGAGGCUUUGCAUAGAGAAAUUCAAGCUGCUUUCCGCACAGAUGAGAUCCGUAGGACUCCUCCAACCCCACAAGAUGAAAUGAGAGCUGGAAUGAGCUACUUCCACGAAACAAUCUGGAAGGGUGUUCCUAAAUUCUUACGACGUGUGGACACGGCUCUUAAGAACAUUGGAAUCAAUGAACGUGUUCCGUACAAUGCCCCUCUUAUACAGUUCUCUUCCUGGAUGGGCGGUGACCGUGAUGGCAAUCCGAGGGUAACUCCUGAGGUAACAAGGGACGUUUGCUUACUCGCUAGAAUGAUGGCUGCAAACAUGUACUUUUCCCAGAUAGAAGAUCUAAUGUUUGAGAUGUCCAUGUGGCGUUGUAACGAUGAGCUUCGUGUUCGGGCUGAAGAACUAUAUAGAACAGCAAGGAGAGAUGUGAAGCACUACAUAGAGUUCUGGAAACAGGUUCCUCCCACGGAACCUUAUCGUGUGAUUCUUGGUGACGUAAGGGACAGGUUAUAUAACACACGUGAACGAGCUCGCCAUCUUCUCGCCCACGGGAAAUCCGACAUUCCAGAGGAAGCAGUUUAUACCAAUGUUGAACAGUUCUUGGAACCUCUUGAGCUAUGCUACAGAUCUCUUUGCGCUUGUGGUGAUGUUGUGAUUGCUGAUGGAAGCCUUCUCGAUUUUCUAAGGCAAGUGUCGACCUUUGGACUGUCGCUUGUGAAACUUGAUAUACGUCAAGAAUCUGAUCGCCAUACGGACGUCCUCGAUGCCAUUACUCAACAUUUGGAAAUUGGGUCUUACCGUGAGUGGUCUGAAGAAAAGCGCCAAGAAUGGCUUCUGGCGGAGCUUGGUGGAAAACGGCCUCUUUUUGGUCCGGAUCUCCCCAAAACUGAGGAAAUAGCGGAUGUUUUAGAUACCUUAAAUGUCUUGGCCGAACUCCCAUCGGAUUGCUUCGGUGCUUACAUCAUUUCAAUGGCUACAGCAGCUUCCGAUGUGCUUGCUGUCGAGCUUCUUCAACGUGAAUGCCAUGUGAAAAAAUCGUUAAGGGUGGUUCCGCUUUUCGAGAAACUGGCCGAUCUUGAGGCGGCUCCGGCGGCCAUGACUCGACUUUUCUCAAUCGACUGGUACAAAAACCGCAUCAACGGUAAGCAAGAAGUCAUGAUCGGAUACUCUGAUUCGGGAAAAGAUGCCGGAAGGCUUUCUGCUGCAUGGCAGCUAUACAAGGCUCAAGAAGAGCUUAUUAAGGUUGCAAAGGAGUUCGGAGUUAAGCUCACCAUGUUCCACGGCCGCGGUGGAACCGUUGGGAGAGGAGGCGGACCUACCCAUCUCGCCAUCCUGUCUCAGCCACCGGAGACCAUUCAUGGGUCUUUAAGAGUCACGGUUCAGGGUGAGGUCAUUGAGCAAUCUUUCGGUGAGGAACAUUUGUGCUUUAGAACACUCCAACGUUUUUGCGCAGCUACUCUCGAGCACGGGAUGAAUCCCCCGAUCUCACCUCGACCUGAAUGGCGUAAACUUAUGGACGAGAUCGCAGUUUUUGCAACCGAGCAGUAUCGUUCUAUCGUAUUCCAAGAACCACGUUUCGUCGAGUAUUUCCGCCUCGCCACACCAGAACUGGAGUACGGACGUAUGAAUAUCGGAAGUCGGCCAUCAAAAAGAAAACCGAGUGGAGGCAUAGAAUCACUCCGAGCCAUUCCAUGGAUCUUCGCAUGGACUCAAACCAGGUUCCAUCUCCCCGUUUGGCUCGGCUUCGGGGCUGCAUUCAAAUAUGCCAUUCAAAAGGACAGCAAGAAUCUAAAAAUGCUACAAGAAAUGUACAAAACCUGGCCUUUCUUUAGGGUCACCAUUGAUUUAGUCGAAAUGGUGUUCGCUAAAGGAGAUCCCGGCAUUGCCGCACUGAACGACAAGCUCCUCGUCUCCGAAGAUCUAUGGUCUUUCGGAGAAUCUUUGAGAGCAAACUAUGAAGAAACCAAGGAUCAUCUCCUCAAGAUCGCUGGACAUAAGGACCUUCUCGAGGGCGAUCCUUACUUGAAACAAAGACUUCGUCUGCGUGAUUCAUAUAUCACUACCUUGAACGUAUGCCAAGCUUACACGCUAAAACGAAUUCGUGAUCCAAACUAUCAUGUGACAUUGAGGCCUCAUAUCUCGAAAGAGUAUUCUGAGCCAAGCAAACCGGCCGAUGAACUGAUCACCCUGAACCCGACCAGCGAGUAUGCACCAGGUCUGGAGGACACCCUGAUCCUGACCAUGAAGGGCAUUGCUGCCGGUAUGCAGAACACCGGUUAACUGCCCACCUUAUGCAACUAUAUCGGGGGUUUUCCGCCUUUCGACAUCGAAAAAGACGUUGUCACGGCCGUGUUUAAACGUAUUCUCAGAGUUAUUUUCUUGUCUUCACCUCUGAUUACUGAAGUUGUACUAUAGGCACCCAUCAAUGGUACUUUCACCAAUAAAACCAGUGGAUUAUAUUGUACACUUUAUUACAAGUUCUAUAUAAAUUGCUUCACUUUCUUCUUA